This is a messenger RNA of Castor canadensis (American beaver), 669 nucleotides long. It is a transcript of the gene Gpx5, whose product is annotated as glutathione peroxidase 5. Lineage: Eukaryota; Metazoa; Chordata; Mammalia; Rodentia; Castoridae. Gene Ontology annotation, molecular function: glutathione peroxidase activity. Gene Ontology annotation, biological process: response to oxidative stress. The record is from RefSeq and is a predicted model, not a curated record.
AUGACUGCACAGUUAAGAGCCUCCUAUCUUUUCCUCUUUCUUCUAACUGGCUUCUUCCGUCAGACAAAUCCCAAGCCAGAGAAAAUGAAGAUGAACUGCUACAAAGAUGUGAAAGGCACCAUCUAUGACUAUGAGGCUGUCACUAUUAACAGGAAGGAGCGCAUUCAGUUCAAGCAGUAUGUGGGCAAACUUGUCCUCUUUGUCAACGUGGCCACUUAUUGUGACCUGACAGCUCAGUAUCCUGAACUGAAUGCACUCCAAGAGGAGCUGAAGCCCUUCAACUUGGUUGUAUUGGGCUUUCCCUGCAAUCAAUUUGGAAAGCAAGAACCAGGGGACAACAAAGAGAUUCUUCCUGGGCUCAAGUAUGUCCGGCCAGGAGGAGGAUAUGUACCUAAUUUCCAGCUUUUUGAGAAAGGUGAUGUGAAUGGUGAUAAAGAACAGAAAAUCUUCACCUUUUUGAAGCGCUCCUGUCCUCACCCCUCUGAGAUUAUGGGCUCAUCCAGACAUAUCUCCUGGGAACCCAUAAAAGUCAAUGAUGUCCGCUGGAACUUUGAAAAGUUUCUGGUAGGGCCUGAUGGAGUCCCUGUCAUGCGCUGGUUCCACCGGACUGCAGUCAACACAAUCAAGUCAGACAUCCUGUCCUACCUGAAGCAAUUCAAAACUAAAUAG